AUGAACUCUACGUGCAUCCCGGAUGUUGGAUAUUUCGACUCUCCUAAGUUUUUAUCAAUGGUUCUCCAUAUGAAUACAAUCAUUUCCACACCGAUUCAUCUAUUCGGAUUCUACUGUAUCAUUUGGAAAACUCCAAUGAUAAUGAAGUCAGCAAAACUGUACCUGCUGAAUCUGCAUUUUUGGAUUUUUUCGUUCGAUUACUCGAUUAGUAUACUAAUGAUGCCAUUUUUGUUAAUACCUCAUUAUGCUGGUUAUACUCUAGGAGUGUUGAGUUGGUUUGAUGUAUCAGUUUUGUUUCAGACUUUUAUGGGGCUGUUUUUUCUUGCAAGUGAGUAG
Messenger RNA from Caenorhabditis briggsae, 336 nucleotides. Bases 1 to 336 code for a protein of 111 amino acids. The record is from RefSeq and is a predicted model, not a curated record. The transcript has a single exon. Lineage: Eukaryota; Metazoa; Nematoda; Chromadorea; Rhabditida; Rhabditidae.